AUGUCGGAAAUAGGAGUACGUGCUGGUCUAUCGCGACCAUUUACUAAUGGCACAUUUCAGAUGCGUUUAAAUCAGUUUGAGGAUUUAAUAAGAGAUUUGACCUAUCAAGAUGCUGAAGCCACAGCUGAGGAACGACGUCACAUGAUCACAGAAAAUGUUCGCUAUGAUCAGUUCUGUGAGAAGAUACGUGAGAUAUUUGGAGCUGAUAUCAAAAAUCAAGAUCUCAAAGCAACUUAUAGAAAAAUCUCUACGAAUCCAGAUGCCAAAGUUGACUGGAGCGAGCUGUUCGGAUAUUUCCAAUCUGCUGUAGAAGAAGAAGAGAUUAUUGUUGGAGAAGAAGUCAGUGUUUUUAUGGUUUCUAAGCGAAGGAGAGUUGGAGAUGCUGCAGGUGAUAAAAAGAGAAGAGAUUGUGUACAGAGUAUUAAGUAUUCACCAGCUAUAGAUUCUUAUAUCAUAGCUUCUCAGAAAGGAGCCGUUUCUGUGUGGAGUAGCAAGGAAUCAGUCUGGGUGACAGGAUGUGAUUAUUUACCUUCUAUAAGAAGAGUUGCUGUAUGUACAGAAAGAUCUAUAGCUAUCUGGGAUAAUAGAUCUAAAGGCAAGGGUGAAAAUGUGUUUAUAAUCAAACCAAUAGAACAUUCACCACAAUGUAUGAUAUAUUUACCACGUACCACUGGACCUCAUGAAGAUACAAUACUAUAUGGUGAUGAUCAGGGCUAUAUCAAUCUGAUGAUAGUAGCAGCUAAAGAUCUUACAAUGAAGAAUGGCAAAGGAGAUAAGAAAAAUUCUCCCAGCUAUGUUAUAGAACCUCAUAAAAUGGCCAAUCCAGUUGUAAGAAGAAAAUUACAUGAUGAUUGGGUUUUAAAGGUGAAAUAUUUUCCUGAUUUAAGAUGUUUUGGUUCAUGUUCACCAAGUAGUAAUCAAUCAUUUGUUUUAGAAGAACUUGAAAGACUUUCUGAUAAUGGUGAAGUAAGAAGUGUUAGUUUAAGUAAAGGUGUUAAUGCAUUUGAUUACUGUGUUCGAGCUAAUAUUAUAGCUACUGGUGGUGUUGAUAAAAUCAUUAGAGUUUGGCAUCCUCAUAUCUGGUCAAGACCAACAGGCAAAUUAUUAGGCCAUUUAUUUACUAUAGUAGAAAUAGUAUGUAAUCAAAAAGAUCAACAUUUAAUUAGUUUAUCUACUGCUAGAGUUUUUAGGAUCUGGGAUAUUCAUACUUUAACAUGUCUUCAGGUUUUUACUGAUAAUGAAGAGAGACCUGGUGAAAAGCGAAUCUAUUCUAUGAUUUUUGAUAAUAAACAUGAAAAAUUAGUCACAGGAUCAAGUGUAAUAGAUGCUUGGCCAUUAACAAGAUCUGUGCAAGAUACAAUGCAGGUACCACAUACACAUGAUAGGCCAGUAACUCAGAUAUUAUAUAAUAAAGAAUUAAACCAGAUUGUAUCAGUUUGUACUGAGUCAGUUAUUAAAGUAUGGGAAAUAGAAAGUGGUAAAUUAGUACAUACUAUAACUGAUUCACAUGGUACUGGUAUAGAAUUAACUAGUAUGACAUUAGAUAAAACAGGCUAUAGAUUAGUCACAGGAGGUUAUGAUGGAUCUAUAAAAGUGUGGGAUUUUGGAUCAGGACAAGAGAUAAAAGGUAAAGAAGGAACUGGGGGUGGUGAAGAAGAUCACAGUAUUAAUGGUUUAGUUUAUUUUAAAUUUGGACAAGAUGAUGAUCAUCUUAUUAUAGCUUCUGGUUUUGAUAAUAAAAUCAAAAUAUUUUCUGACAGUGGUGAUUGUGGUAAAAUAGAAUUUAUACAAGUAUUCAGUGAUAUAUACUAUUUGUCUAGAGAUAUGAGUGAGACUGUAUCUUCUACUGAGUUUAACAAUAGAUCUAUAUUACCUAAUAUAGGCAACUCAAACCCUCAAAUCACUAACAUCAUGAAAAAGGAAAUGAUAUACAAUACUCACAAUAUAACCUGUAUGACCAAUAUAUCAGAGAGUUUAUUUAUAACUGGUUGUAGUAAUGGUAAUCUAGUACUCUGGGAUUUAGAUAAAUCUGUUGUAGAAAAAAUAUUUGAGCUUCCAAUAGAUAUAAAUAAUGGUCAAAGUAAGAGAUCUAAAUUAAAUGGAGAUCAUGCUGUCCACAGUGUUCAAGUUUUGAUAAGAACUGUUCGCAGAUCUGAUUUAGUUAAUUCCAAAUCAAAUGAUGAAAAUACAGGAAGUGAUGUUCACCAUACAACUAGUGUAAAUAAUCAUCACACACCAACCAACCAGGAACCAAGAAGUACCUCUAAUGAAAAUACUAAAGUUUCUGGAGAUUCUCCAGACAAAAUAAAGAAUACCAAUGAAGUGUCUAAUUCUCAACAAACUCAAGCAUUAACUGAAACACCAUCUCCAAGAAAACAAGGUGAAGAUCAAAAAAAGAAAGUAGAUUUUCAUGAUUCACUGUUAGAGGAUAAAAUAAUAGUAGCUAAAUAUGAACCUAUACUAGUCUCAACACACCAAGAUUCCUAUAUCAGAUUCUGGACAUUAAAUGGUGAUUUAUUAAGAGAAAUAUCACCAUUAAGUAAAAGGCAAGGUAUACCUAUAACAACUGUAUGUUGUGAUGAAGAUUGUAAUAUAAUGGUCACUGGUGAUCAAAAUGGUUACCUGACACUGUGGGAUAUUGGUGCAUUUUUAGAAGAACCAGAAUCUGAAGAAUAUGAUUUGAUAAAACAGGUUCUAGGUUGGAGAGGACAUUUAGCUAAAGUUGUGUCACUUGUAUAUAUAGAUAAUAUUAGUGCUAUAGUAUCAGCCUCAGUUGAUGGUUCUGUUAGAGUAUGGUGGGGAAGAAAAGGUAGAUUUGUGGGAUUUUUUAGCCAACCUCGUCCUUUUAAUUUUCCUGUAUCAGAAGAAACUGCAGGACCUCUAGUGUUACCAUAUGAUGUAGUUGAGCCUCCAGUAGCACCUAGCAGAAAAAAGAGUGCAACACAAAGGAUUCGACCUGUGCAGAAAUUUGAAUACCCACUUUUCUUUGAUAAAGCGAGGUGGCAACCAUUUCGUCAUUCAGCUUACAUUAGGACUAAAACUAUCAAACAACAACCAGAAGAUAAGAAAUUCUUUAAAGCACUCGUUAAACCCAGGGCCUAUAAUCAUCAUUUGAAUAGUUCUGUUACUGGAGAUAAAAGACAAGGUGCUGUAUUUAGAGCUCUACCUGUUUAUAGAGUAUAUACACCAGAAAAACCUAAAACUCCAGACAUGAGUUAUAAUUAUGAAGAAGAACAAGGAAAUAUUUUAAAUUUUGGGGCAACUAAUAAUAGGGGAGGUAGAACAAUUGGUAAAGGUGAAAAAAUUAGAUCUCAAUCUCCAAAUAAAUCCAGUAGAAAAGGUGCUUUAUCAAGAAGCAGUGUAGGACAUUAUACCAGUCGUUCCAGUCGAUAUACUACUUCUAGUCUUUCAUCGGCGACCAGAUCUUGACAUUGAAUCAAGUCACAAACAUUGAAACAAACAAUGAAACAAACAUUGAAACAAGGGGAAGACAUUUGAUUAGUUUCGAACUGUGAAACCAAUGACAAAAAUAAACAUUUGAUGAAGUGAAAUUCUUUAAAGGGGCAGUAUACAAAUUUUAUAUUACUGAAAACAUUGUUAAUUAUAUUGUUAGAUACAUUAUUAUUCAUAUAAAUAUAUUUCUAAACACCAACCCAAAAUAUAGCAACAAUGUUUACGUUUAAGCUUUGCCAUUUUAAAAUUAAUGGCAAGAUACUUUAAGUUAAAACUUAUAUAUUAUAUAGAUUAAGGGACACAUUCCUCCAGAUUUUAAUUUAUAGUUUUCAUAAUUUAAAGCAAAAGAAAUUUUCGACCCACGAAAUAAUCAGUUUUAAUUGUUUUGGUAACUGGUGCUGUGUAUUUAUUUGUGAACUGUGAUCUAUUAUUUGUUAUUAUCAUCAUUGAUUUUUUUAUUGUAAAUAAUUGUGAAAAUAAAUUUAUUUAUUUACCAUUG
Messenger RNA from Lottia gigantea (owl limpet), 3952 nucleotides. RefSeq lists its product as hypothetical. Lineage: Eukaryota; Metazoa; Mollusca; Gastropoda; Lottiidae. The record is from RefSeq and is a predicted model, not a curated record. Gene Ontology annotation, molecular function: protein binding. The transcript has 30 exons. Bases 1 to 3429 code for a protein of 1142 amino acids.